Molecule: messenger RNA, 5761 nt
Organism: Symsagittifera roscoffensis
Lineage: Eukaryota; Metazoa; Xenacoelomorpha; Acoela; Convolutidae
Product: Golgi-specific brefeldin A-resistance guanine nucleotide exchange factor 1-like
Exons: 2
Coding region: 11-5416 (1801 amino acids)
Biological process (GO): regulation of ARF protein signal transduction
Molecular function (GO): guanyl-nucleotide exchange factor activity
Source: RefSeq, a predicted model, not a curated record
CUAGAUUCAUAUGGCUGUGCGAGGGGGUCUUUACAUUCUCGCCGGCGAAUUGGAUGACAUGAUCCAAGUCAUGAAAAACGGUGGCUUUGGAGGGCAGCGAAAUUCCAGGGAGUCUGCUGGAUGGACACUCGACUCCGCAGAUCUGCAUCCUCUGCUUCUCAAGUUUUACGAGCUCAAAGAAACCCUUUCAAACAUAACUGAUUUAUGCGAAAUUGAACUCUGCGUAUUUUUACAGCCAUUUUUAGAUGUGAUCCGAUCACCGGAUACCACAGGACCAACUACUGGCGCGGCACUUUUCAGUGUGAACAAGUUUAUCUGUUGUAAUAUGAUUGAUUCAUCAAGCACAGAUAUAUCAGGAGCUGUCGCUUCAAUAGCUGAUACAGUAACGCAUGCAAGGUUUGUGGGCACUGAUCCGAGUAGGGACGAAGUUGUUCUGAUGCAAAUUCUGCAAGUGCUGAGGACUCUGAUGUUGGCGCCAUGUGGUUCUUACUUGACUAAUGAAAGUGUGGUUGAAAUUCUUCAAAGCUGCUUCCGAAUCUGCUUCGAGACUAGACUAAGUGAGCUUCUGAGAAAAACUUCCGAGCAUACUUUAGCCGACAUGAUCAAGAUUCUUUUUUCGAGGCUGCCUAGUUUUAAAGAAGAUUCGCGCAGUAGUAUCAGAUUAAGGAUGAGGUCAUCGAGACUAAAAAACAAGUCCAGUUUGAAGAAGUUAGCAAAUAAUGAUGGAGGCGAAAAUAGUUCUAUGGGACAAGCAAAGAAAUCUAAUCUGAAGCGAAGGGAGUCCGCAUCAGCUGAAGACAUAUCAACGCGUGCAAAUAACACCUGCGAAAAUUUAGAACGAAAGACGCAAGGUGAAACUGCUGGCGAUAAAGAAAAGGUGUCGAGUUAUGACUCAACAGCGAGUAGGGAGUUGAGAGAUGAUGGUGGUAGUGCUGGCGUUGGGGAGAUGUGUACAAAUGAAGGAGACCGAACAAAACUUCUGAGCACCAGCAGUCCCGUUUUAUCUAAUCUAAAAAAGAGCAUGAGUGAGCCAGAUUUAGCCGAUGAGCAGAACCUUUCCACUCUCGAGGAGUGCUGUGAGGAUGACAGAGGGGCUGAGAAUGAGAGUGAGAAAAGGGUAAGAGAGGAGUUUGCAAUGGUGGACAUCAACGAGGAAGAGUCCAUCGGAGACCAGAGUGACUCGGCGUCCAAUGUCACCAAUGGAGGAGUAGGUGGACAGCAGGACUUGUCUGACUACGUGAACCCUCGGGGCAUUCGAUUCACUCAAGAAGUGCACCACUAUGAGGACGAUGUUGUCCUGAUACCCCAUGGUUUGCCAUGUGUCAGGGAACUGUUCCGCUUUCUUAUCACUUUGAUCAACCCAUACGAUAAUCACAAUAAUGAGUAUAUGAUUCAAAUUAGUCUUUCGCUACUGACAGUAGCGUUAGAAGUGGCUUCCGACAGCAUCGCCAAUUUCUCAUCCCUCCUCAAACUCGCAAGAGAGGAACUAUGCAAACAUCUGUUCUCGCUUCUGUACCACAGGCGGUUUUUCCUGGUUCUUCCUUCGCUGCGAUUGAGUUUCCUAGUGUUCGAAUCUAUCCGAACAUUUGUCAAACUGCAGAUGGAGUGCUACUUGAUCCGAAUCAUGGAGCUCAUGAAUUCGGAUUUGGUAGCUCUAGACAUCAAAGAGAAGGCCAUCGAUUUCCUAGUCAAACUAUUCAAGGUGCCAGGCUUCGCGGCUGAAUUGUACAUUAACUUCGAUUGCGACGUUUAUUGCAGCAAUUUGUUCGAAGACAUCACGAAGUUGCUGUCGAAGAAUGCAUUCCCGGUUUCAGGUCUUCAGAACUAUCACAUUUUAUCGCUGGAUGCUCUUUUGGCUUUGAUUGAUACAGUUUCUGCUCACUGCAACCACGCCAGUCAGAGUGGCAGUAAUUAUGACUCCCCAACACACAGUAAGAUAGACAUAGUCAAGGUGAAAGAACGCAAGCGGCACUUGGAAACGGGAACUGACAUGUUCAACCAGAAGCCAAAAGAUGGCAUUGAGUAUUUACAGAAUCACGGAUUUCUUGAGAAGCCGCUGGACUUCAAAGAGGUCGCUAAUCAUUUGCGGGAGAAUUGGAGACUGGACAAGAAAAUGAUUGGCGAGUACAUUUCAGACAAGAGAGUCGGACAGUUGUUGACUGAGUACAUAUCCACGUUCAACUUCGCCCAAGUCAGACUAGACGAAGCUCUCAGGAGUUUCCUAGAAAGUUUUCGACUCCCUGGGGAGGCGCCGGUUAUUUCAUACAUUUUGGAAGCAUUCUCCCACAAUUGGCACGAGAGUAACGACCGGCCAUUUGCCAGUGACGACGCAGUGUACAUUUUAGCUUACGCAAUUGUAAUGUUAAAUACAGACCAACACAACCCACAGGCCAAAAAACAGAACAUUCCGAUGUCGUUGAAUGAUUUCAAAAGCCAAGUGAGAGGGGUCAACGGGGGCAGUGACUUCGAGCCCGAAAUGAUCGAAGAGAUCUACUUGGCAAUUAAAUCGAAGGAGAUAGUAUUGCCGACCGAACAAAGUGGACCACUGAAGGAGAAUUACGUGUGGAAGCAACUGGACAUAAGGGCCACCACUGGAUCAGUCAUGCCAUACAUCCCAGCUCACGACGGAGCCUAUAACCUGGACAUUUUCACUCUGGUCUGGGGAUCGACUGUGGCUGCUCUUUCUUUCGUGUUCGACAAAAGCAUGGAAGAGAAGACUAUUCUGAAAAGCAUCAGUGGCUUUCGCAAGUGUGCACAGAUUGCUGCCUUUUAUGGCUGCGGAGAUGUGUUCGAUAAUUUGGUUAUAUCUUUGUGUAAGUUCACUACACUCGUCAAUAUCAACGCCGAAGGACCCGAAAUGGUUCCGUAUUAUUUUGGCUUCAACGCCAAGGCCCAAUUAGCUGCCAAAACUAUGUUUCAACUGGCGCACAACCAGGGCGACACCCUGCGGGAAGGCUGGAAAAACAUUGUGGACUGUCUGCAGAAUCUCUUCAAGUGUAAGCUGGUUCCCAAUUCCAUGGUAGAAGUGGAAGAUUUUGUGGACCCAAGUGGGAAGAUAUCCCUCACUAGGGACGAGUCGACUCGAAUGGUGAAGAACGAUAGCUCUGGACUUCUGAGUUCUUUCUACUCCUACUUCACGGGAUCCGACGUCCAGGCAACCAGAGGAGUCUCAGCUGAGGACCAGGAGGCACUGCAACAAGCCAAAAACUGUAUUGUGGAGUGCAAACCAGACCAACUCAUAUCAGAGUCCAAAUUUCUACAAGAACAGUCCUUGCUGGAGUUGGUGAAGGCGCUGCGAUUCGCAUCCCAGGGACCCGAAGCUAGGCUCGGCGAAGGCGUGUUUGACCAAGACUUAGCUGUAUUCAACCUGGAAUUGUUGAUUCAGGUAGCAAUCCAGAACCGAGAUCGCAUUACGCUAAUUUGGUCACAGAUUAAUCGACAUCUCUGCGAUUUGAUUACUGAAGCCAAAAUUUGCUCGUUUUUAGUGCAGCGUGCAGUUGUCGGGCUUCUACGCCUGUGUAUUAGACUAUUGCAUAAUGAAAUCGUCGCCAGUGAUGUAAUUCAAGCACUGAAAGUACUUUUAUUUGUGGAACAUAAAGUUAUGAAAAUUGCGUGCCGCGAAGUUGCAUUCGGUCUGUAUGAGUUGAUAAAAACAAAUGCUGCCAAUAUACAUCUUUCAAACGACUGGAAUGUGGUUCUAGCAUUAUUGCAAUCCGCUGGAACAGGACUGAAGUUUGUCAAGUUCAAGUCCAUAUCUGAAAUCGAUUCGACGCUGGGUGCAACUAAACCACAAACUGCUGGAAGCAAAACCAGGGAAAUAGUAGAUAUUCCUUGCUUAGGCCAGUAUGUGAUCAAAGACAAGGAGAAACAGGGCAUAAACGAUGUAAGAGCCUUCAUGAAAUGUUGGCAAGGCUUAGUUCUAAUAGUACAAGAUACCGCCCAUGUCACACCGUAUAACCUGGAGCCAUGUGCGACAACUCUGAAGAUAUUUGCAGAAGCCGCGAGUUACAGAAAAACAAAGAAGAGCAAAAUAGAGAGUAGCGGUAAACCUCAAAAAAGAGUAAGCUCAUCCAAAUCGAAGAAUGUUUCGGCAGGUGGUAAUAAUAAAACUCCGUCGCCGUCCGAGUCGCUGAACAUGAGUGUAAUGUCAGACGAGGAGGAAGAAAGUGUGAUGGUAACUCAAAUCGAAGUUAUUUCGCAACUUCUCAUUCGAAUCGAGGAACUUCACAACCGGGCGCCCAAGAUGCUCAAGUCCUGGGCUGCCGAGGACGUCGUUACGUCUUCAGCAGACUCUGCGGGCGUAGUCAAUAGCCAGCAGAAGAGCUCUUCAUCGUCCAUUGCAGGGUUCAGCCUGUGGGACCAGUGCUGGUUGCCGCUUCUGUUGGCAAUUGGACGUCUAUGUUGUGACAGUCGUCGCGAGGUUCGAAUGGACGCUCUAGGACGGCUGCAAAGAUGUCUACUUACACACGAGAUGCUUUGUUUGACGUCGAAAGAAUGGGAGAGCUGCUUCAAUGUUGUGUUUUUACCCAUAUUACACCAGCUCCUCGAGAGUUCCGUUAACCCGAAUGACCCCUCAGGCAUGGAAGAAACCCGUAUGAGGGCUGCAAAUACAUUGAGCAAAGUUUUUCUGCAGAGACUAAACACUUUAUUAAGUUUACCGAACUUUCUCGACCUCUGGGUAGAUAUUCUGAUGUGUAUGAAGAAGUACAUGCAUGCCGAUAAUUCAGAAUUGUUGGCCGAGGCGAUCCCAGAGUCGCUGAAAAACAUUCUUUUGGUCAUGCAAACUGCCAGACUGUUCGACGUCAGAAGUCAGUUCACUAUUGUCACAUGGAAAACACUUGACGAAUUUCUUCCUAAAUUGCAAUCUGAAAUUUUAUCUACUACCUCUAAUGUCGGAGUUGUGCCACCAAUGGAAGCUCAAUCACAAAAAGUAUCUUCUCCUCCCUCUUCCCGUCUGUCAGCGGUUGAACAGAGUGACGCUAUAGAAGUAAUUGAUGGAUCAAAAGCAGAACAAGCAGUCGUCAAUGAAACAGUCCCGGAGUCCACAAAAUGCGGAGACGGUACUUCUACAAUCACAGAAACCAGCAGCACAACAGGCUUAAGACACCUCGACUCGCCGGAACUUUCUGUGCCAGAGAAGGAGGCUUCAGUCACAAGUAGGCAGACAGUGGGAUCUGAGGUAGAGGAGAGUUCGGACGCGGAGUUCCCGAGUAUAAUAAUCCAGCCACCGCUUCCGGAGACAUCCAUCAGCAUGAACACGAAAAGUCUGGAACCGCAAUUGAGUCAUUCAUAUCGAGACAAUGACGAUGAAACGGGGCAUUCAGUUACAGCUGUAGCGCCUGUGGUGAUAACAACUCAAUGUGGGGAUUUCGUAGAAACAGAGACGAAAAGAGGUCAGGAGUUGACUGCGGAAUAGAUAGAGAUGUAUAAUUUCUAUGUGGGACAGGUUUGGAUGUUAGAACUGGAUUAUGACUGCGUAACUAAUGCAAUUACAAUUUCGUCAAUUCGCACCACUCAAGUUCCGUCCGCGUCGUCGCCGCUCUUAAUGUGUAAUAUUUUUAUGCUCACAUAAAAAAGACUUUGUCGAAUGCUUCUAAAUGAGUUAGAGCCUGCUCAGUUGAAUUGUCCAAAGUAAAGAAAAAGUUGAGACGGUAGCUUUGGCUAACAAAAAUGUGUAUUAUAGGGCUGUAAAAUUUUCUAAUUGAACUUUCUGUGGGGUUAGUUUUAUUUUAUUGUAUCAGAUUUACAUAUUGAAUUUAUC